AGGUUCCCUACCGCCCCGCCCUUGUCCACUGUAAGCCCAACUGUCUUUCCCCUUCCCCGUCGCCCCAUGCUCCCCGAGGCCCCUUCCAGGGUGCUGGGCCUCGGCUAGAGCUCCAAACCAGGGUUCAAAUGCCCUGGGGAGAUGGCUGCGGGACACCUACGGAGGGCCCGGCAGGGAGCGUGAGACUGGAAGAGAGCCCAGGAGGGAAGGACAGCGACGCGCGGUUUUCGGGGAGGAGCAGCGUGGGACGCUGAAGGGGCGCUCGAGGAGUGGGAGGAAGUGAAGGAGUGGGAAGAGCAUGGUGUUGGGGACGCACAGAAGGCAGUAGGUGGGGCAGGACGGAGGGCACUGCGUCGGGAGAAAGUGGAGGGGCGCCGCAGAGAGAGCCGCGAGGGUGUCCUUGGGCCGCUGGUGGCCGCGCGCCCGCGCCAUGGUUGACGUUCUGGGCGGGCGGCACCUGGUGACCUGUAAGGGCGCGGCGGUGGAGGCCGAGGUGGCGCUGCAGAACAAGGUGGUGGCGCUGUACUUCGCGGCGGCUCGGUGCGCGCCCAGCCGCGACUUCACGCCGCUGCUCUGCGACUUCUACACGGCGCUGGUGGCCGAGGCGCGGCGGCCCGCACCCUUCGAAGUGGUCUUCGUGUCUGCCGACGGCAGCGCCCGGGAGAUGCUGGACUUCAUGCGCGAGUUGCAUGGCGCCUGGCUGGCGCUGCCCUUCCACGACCCCUACCGACAUUGGUGCAGGGAAUGCAGAAAGCCCUGGGAGACUGCUGCGGGGUCAGCCAACUUGAGCGAGCGUGAACCACCGGAUCUCAGGCACCACCCCAGUGUCAGGGGCAGGGAGACUGCAUUUCUGAUGAGUUCCCCGGUGAUGUUUCUGGGACAUUGUUUCUCUCACACUGUUCCUGACAGUGCUGAUCAAAGGCUGGUUCAUGGACUCAGGUCAGAUGGGAAUCUGUUAGGAGUGCACGUGCUGCCUGAGCUGAGGGUGCAGGAAUCUGUAGCGAGCUGAGGAAGAGGUACAACGUCACAGCCAUCCCCAAACUUGUGAUUGUGAAACAAAAUGGGGAGGUCAUCACCAACCAAGGGCGGAAGCAG
Sapajus apella (tufted capuchin) is the source of this 1095-nucleotide messenger RNA. RefSeq names its product nucleoredoxin like 2 (gene NXNL2). NCBI's taxonomy places the organism in Eukaryota, Metazoa, Chordata, Mammalia, Primates, Cebidae. The coding region runs from base 431 to 1009 and encodes 192 amino acids. The record is from RefSeq and is a predicted model, not a curated record. The transcript has 4 exons. Gene Ontology annotation, biological process: photoreceptor cell maintenance; sensory perception.